Molecule: messenger RNA, 2953 nt
Organism: Guillardia theta CCMP2712
Lineage: Eukaryota; Cryptophyceae; Pyrenomonadales; Geminigeraceae
Exons: 17
Coding region: 1-2826 (941 amino acids)
Biological process (GO): regulation of apoptotic process; protein ubiquitination; ubiquitin-dependent protein catabolic process
Source: RefSeq, a predicted model, not a curated record
AUGAGGAGGAGGGGGGGGGAGUCGAGGGAGGGAGGAGGCGGGCUGCUGCACACGCUGCUGGAGGCUGGUUCCUUGGAUGCGGCAAAGAGCAAGUAUGGACAUGUCGAUCUCGGGGAUGAUGCCAUCCUGGGGACGGGAGGGAAAGGUGCGGAAGAUAAGAAGAAGCAGCGAAACUUGCUGGCGCUGGACAAGUGGAGCUCGCAGGAGCUGCUCUGCUUGCAGAAUGAGAGGAAAAUCAUACGGCCAGAUGGCAUUCUCAUUGACAGAACUGCCUUCGUCGUGACUGGCCAUCCGGUCCCUGACGGAUGGUCCUCUACCCACUUCGAGACUCUGCAGGAAGCAGUAGCUGCUGCCGAUGAUGGUCAGAUCCUCGUGGUUCAAGCUGGAAGGCACUCUGUGGGUUCGAGGCCUCUCUUCCUGGACAAGAGACUGCGCAUCGAGGGUGUGAAGGAUAGAAAUGCCGUUCCCGACCCUUCUGCCCUUGUUCCCCGCAUACCUGACGUCCAACGACUCAAGGACCCAGACACUACCCAAGUUGACUUGGAGUACGUGAGGUCGGAAGCGAGAAUCUUCUCCGACUAUGGCGAGCCAGUCAUCGUCGUGAACGCGUCGGGAGUGCAGGUGCUCGGCCUGACGAUAUCUCAGCGCAUCAACUUUCGCAUGAAGGAUCACGGGGACUUGCAAGGCCUGCUUGCUAGGACGGCUGUUGACAUCAUCGGAGGCAGCUCUGUCUUCAGGGAGUGCAGCUUCAGCUCUGACGCAGGUGUGGCCUGUAGAGUUCAAGGAGGAUCCUCCCCGUUCUUCAGCAAGUGCGAGUUCGAGUUCUCGGCCCACCAGGGGCUCUGGGUAGGCGACGGGUCGACCGGAAGGGUGGAAGACUGCAGGUUUGCUGAGUGCCGGCUGGCAAACUUGCAGAUCGAGUCAGGAGCCGAUCCUGUGAUCCUUCGCUGUAAGAUCUUCCAGUCCUAUGGGUGUGGGGUUCGCGUGACGGACAAGGGAAAGGGCUUGCUGAUGGGAAACCAGAUCUAUUCCAACAAGUCCUCCAACGUUUGUGUGGAUGACGAGGCAGAGCCGAUCUUUCGAGGGAAUGCAGUCUACGAGGGGAGUGCCGACGGGAUCAUGGUGAUGAGCAACGGUCUGGGGACGUUCGAGGACAACGAUAUUCGCAACAACGACGGGUCGGGGGUUGUGAUCAUGUCAGGGGGAGAGCCGACGUUGUCGAUGAACACGAUUCAUAGGAACAGAGCCCAUGGGAUCUUCGUGACAGGGGACGGGCAUGGUUUCAUUCGGAGAAACGAGAUCUUUCAGAACGUGCUGGCAGGGAUCUACAUCGACGCGGAGAGCAACCCCUCCAUCUCUCACAACAGAGUGUCCAACGGGUUGGGGACGGGGAUCACGGUGGCCGAUGAUGGGGAGGGAAGGAUCGAGGACAACGACAUCUUCCUCAACAAGUUGUGUGGGAUCGAAGUUCGAACUGGAGGAAACCCGCUGGUGCAGGCGAACAGGAUCUACGAGGGGAUCGGAGUAGUCAUGGUCGUGUUGCCAGGUGUUGGAGUGAAGGUGACAAACGACGGGAGAGGAACGUUCAGGGAGAACCAGCAACAGAUCUACAGGAACUCUCAUGCUGGAGUUGUUUUGGAGAACGGAGCAAACCCGAUCUUUGAGGGAAAUGCAAUCUUUGAAGGGGAGACAGACGGGGUCAACUGCUCGUCUUACUCUACUGGAGAGUUCGUGAAGAACAAGAUCAUGAAGAAUACUCUGAUGGGAGUUGUAAUUACUCGGCACGCCAACCCGAAAUUUGUCCAGAACGAAGUGUCAGGCGGAGCGGAUUUCAGGUGGCGGAUUCCGGCAGGGGGCAGCUGGAAGGGAACGAUGUGGGGGAGGAGAGUAGGCAGGAAGACGCUGUCUGACGGGGAGCGCGCAGGGAUCAGAAUCGAGUCGGACGGGAAGCCGCUGAUCGAGAAGGACAAUCGCGUGCAUGACGGUUACGAGGACGGGAUCCUUGUGUCCUGGGGGGGAGCCGGAGUCAUUCGGGGAAACAGAAUCUACCAGAACAAGAAGUCGGGGAUAAGGAUUGACGGAGGAAACCCACUGCUGAGGAAGAACAUGAUCUACCUAGGCUGCCUCCAUGGUUGUCUUGUCACCGGGAAGUCUUCGGCCAGGAUAGAGAGGAACGACUUCUUUCAGAACCAGGUUUGUGCGAUCCGAGUCGAUGGCGGAUCAGCCCCUGUGCUAAAGAAAAAUCUGAUUCACGACGGAAAGGGGGAUGGGCUUGUGGUUGGCAGCACAGGAAGGGGAGUGUACGAGCUGAACCGCAUCUUCAUGAACGCAGGCGCUGGCGUGAAGGUGGAGAAGAAUGCGGACCCAGAGCUCCUUGAGAAUCAGAUCAACAACGGAAAUGGCGUGGGACUGCACCUUCAACCAGGAGCGAAGGGGAGAUACGUUGGAAACGACAUUGCAGCGAACUACGGCGACCAGCUUCGAAUCGAAGGGAACAAACUGGGGUCGGGGGAUCUCUACUUCGAAAACAAUCGUGUGGACUGGAGCUUUCAGCCUUCCUUCAAGCAUCCCGACCUAGCUCCCAUCAUCCGCCAGCAGCUGGCCUCUCACCUUCCCGAAGGGCAACAAGGCCUUCCUCGAGGCGCCGGAGACUCCGACCGCAGAAUGUCUGCCUCCUCCUCCUCCUCCUUGCUGGACCUGAUCGCUGAUGCCCGUCCAGACUCCAAGUCGAUGACGCUCAAGCACACGUCCUCCCUAGCGAAAGACUUCGAGCAUUUCUCCAGCAAGAAGCUCUCGCAGACACUGCCAGUCAGGAAAAUGCGAUGAGGGGAAGAAAUAUGUACAUUGAGGAGCUAGAUGUUGCAGGGGAAGGACAGCGGUGGUCGUCCCGUGUACUUUGAUAUUCAUUGAUCAGUCACCAAUGUGUAUGAUACAAGUAAACAAGGUUCAAGUC